AUGCCGACCCACCACCGCAUAUUGUCUCUCGUGUUCAGCGAAUUUGAGGCUCUAGAUCUCUUCGGUCCACUUGGCGUCAUUGUUCCCCGGAGUGACUACUACACGGUGGAAUUCGUCAACCUCCACCACUUUGUCUCCCCUCAAGGGAUCGAGACCUCCAUAAAAAAUGGCUUGGGAAUCGUAGGAACCAUUUCUCUGGCUGAGGCUCUUCGCGAAGAUCAUUCCUUCGAUACACUUUUUAUUCCCGGUGGCUUCGGCGUGAUGCCACUGGUCUGGGACCCGAUGCUACUCCAGAGAAUCGGUCAGCUGGUGGAUCGGGCCCCCAAUGUCUUCACAGUAUGCACUGGGUCAAUUCUUCUUGCAGCCACAGGCCGUCUAGAUGGUCGCCGGGCGACUACCAACAAGCGUCUGUAUGAUGAAGUUACUCCCAAGCAUCCUGGUGUGAAAUGGCAAAAGAGCGCCCGCUGGGUCCAUGAUGGUAAAUUCUUGACUUCAUCAGGCGUGACAGCGGGUAUUGAUGCAGGGAUGGCGUUCAUUGCGCAUACGUACGUGGCACCCGAAGAUCGUCAGUCUCACCCGGAGACGCAAAAGGCCAGUGCUAGUGGGGACGCUACGUCCAUUCCAGGCUACAAUGAAGACAAGGCCGUACAGUUCGCGCAGAUGACAGCAUUUGGACUGGAGUAUCGGUGGCACUCAGAUCCAAACGAUGAUCCCUUUGUGGAUUUACCCACUUUCAAUGGGUCUUCCUAG
Molecule: messenger RNA, 750 nt
Organism: Penicillium taxi
Lineage: Eukaryota; Fungi; Ascomycota; Eurotiomycetes; Eurotiales; Aspergillaceae
Product: DJ-1/PfpI family protein
Exons: 2
Coding region: 1-750 (249 amino acids)
Source: RefSeq, a predicted model, not a curated record